CAAUUCAUUUACUUAACAAACUUUCAAAAGCAACAGAAAGAAGAAAAAAGAAAAAGAAAGACAGACAAAACAAAGCUCGACACAUUAACAAUGGCAGCCAUCAGUUUUGCAAAGAGUGCUGCAGUAAUGAACAUCUCCGGUUCAUUCCCUCAAACCCCAUCUACUUGCAUUCCUUCAUCAUCUGUAUCAUUCCGCAAAGCCUCAAGUGUUAGCUUCUCCUCUAUUCAAGUCUCAAGUUUCAAUCCCAACCAAGACAGGAACACAGUAGCUAGAGAAAUGAAGUGCAGAGCUAAAGAUCCAUUAGCUGAACAAGCAGUAGAGAAACUAAACGAGGGCAUUGCAAAAGCAACAGAACUGUCUGACAGUGCAAUCGCUAAUGUGACAGAAAACAUCGAAACAGCCAAAGCGAAAGCAGGAGAAUUACUAGACCAGUUGAAAGAUAACACGUCGGAAUCGAUAGAGAAUGUCAAAGGAAAGGGUGAAGAAUUGAAAGAAAAGACUGAAGAUGUGGCAGGAUCCGUGAAAGAUAACGUAGUAGAAGGAACCGAGAAGGCAACUGAGACUGCAUCUAAUUUAGGUGAGGAAGCUAAAGAGAGUGUAUUAGAUGUGGGAGAGAAAGCCAAAGAAAUUGCCAAGGAAUCUUGGGAAGCUACUAAAGACACAACACAGAAAGUCAAGGAGGCUGUUGUUGGUACAGAUGUGUUAGAGAUGUAAUUAGAGUUUCAGUUCAUCUCUGGUCAGCUGAGCAAGAGGAACAAAUUUUCAAUUUGGUAGAAACCAAGAUCCGACACAAAGACCCAAUACAAUUUGUUUGUGUUUUUUAUACAAUUUGUUCAAACUGAUUACAAUUCAAUGUGCUUGGAAGCAAUACAUGCUGUUGUAAAAUACUAGAAAUCUUAUCUGGGAAAUUCGGUCAAGAGAAAAAUGUUAUUUCUAGUCAUGAAUUCAGUUUCAUAGUAGUUGAUGGCUAGAAUAUAUUGCUCAUUUUCUGCAUCA
Messenger RNA from Papaver somniferum (opium poppy), 996 nucleotides. Its product is annotated as late embryogenesis abundant protein 2-like. Lineage: Eukaryota; Viridiplantae; Streptophyta; Magnoliopsida; Ranunculales; Papaveraceae. The record is from RefSeq and is a predicted model, not a curated record. Bases 91 to 714 code for a protein of 207 amino acids. The transcript is spliced from 2 exons.